This is a messenger RNA of Peromyscus maniculatus bairdii (prairie deer mouse), 9887 nucleotides long. RefSeq names its product phosphoinositide kinase, FYVE-type zinc finger containing (gene Pikfyve). Gene Ontology annotation, molecular function: 1-phosphatidylinositol-3-phosphate 5-kinase activity; metal ion binding; ATP binding. NCBI's taxonomy places the organism in Eukaryota, Metazoa, Chordata, Mammalia, Rodentia, Cricetidae. Gene Ontology annotation, biological process: regulation of reactive oxygen species biosynthetic process; phagosome-lysosome fusion; intracellular signal transduction. The record is from RefSeq and is a predicted model, not a curated record. Gene Ontology annotation, cellular component: vesicle membrane; cytoplasmic vesicle.
AAAGCCCUUGGCGUCUUGGAGCAACCGCCCGCCGCCCGGGAACGCGGGCGCUGCUCCUGGCGGCGGCUUCGGGCUGAGCGGGGUGAAGCGGAGGCCGGGGUGGCGGGAGGCCGGCGGGGGCCCGGGCGGGAGGCGAAGACUCAUGAAAUGGCCACAGAUGACAAGAGGUCCCCGACACUGGACUCUGCUACUGAUUUGCCUCGCUCCCCCACUAGUCCUUCUCACCUCACUCACUUUAAACCUUUGACUCCUGACCAGGAUGAGCCCCCCUUCAAGUCAGCAUAUAGUUCUUUUGUAAAUCUUUUCCGUUUCAACAAAGAGAGAGGAGAAGGGGGCCAAGGAGAGCAGCAGUCUCCGAGUGCAAGUUGGUCCAGCCCUCAGAUCCCUUCGAGGACACAGUCUGUGAGGUCGCCCGUCCCUUAUAAAAAGCAGCUCAAUGAGGAGCUUCAGCGGCGCUCUUCAGUGUUAGCGGAGAACACUUUGCCACAUCCCCAGGAGAGCACAGACUCAAGAAGGAAAGCAGAACCAGCCUUUGGAGGUCAUGACCCACGUACAGCUGUUCAGCUUCGAAGCCUCAGCACAGUAUUGAAGCGCCUCAAAGAAAUCAUGGAAGGGAAAAGCCAGGACAGUGACCUGAAGCAGUACUGGAUGCCAGAUAGCCAGUGUAAAGAGUGCUACGAUUGCAGUGAGAAGUUUACCACCUUUAGGCGCAGACACCACUGCAGAUUGUGUGGGCAGAUUUUCUGCAGUCGUUGUUGUAACCAGGAAAUCCCGGGCAAGUUUAUGGGCUAUACAGGCGACCUCCGAGCAUGCACAUACUGUAGAAAAAUAGCCUUAAGUUAUGCUCAUUCUACAGACAGUAAUUCCAUUGGGGAAGACUUGAAUGCUCUUUCAGAUUCAACUUGCUCUGUGUCUAUACUCGAUCCAAGUGAACCUCGGACACCUGUUGGGAGUAGAAAAGCCAGUCGUAACAUAUUUUUAGAGGAUGAUUUAGCCUGGCAAAGUUUGAUUCAUCCAGACUCCUCAAAUAGUGCUCUUUCAACGAGACUUGUAUCUGUUCAAGAGGAUGCAGGGAAGUCUCCUGCUCGAAACAGAUCAGCCAGCAUUACUAAUCUGUCACUGGAUCGAUCUGGUUCUCCUAUGGUUCCUUCAUAUGAGACAUCUGUCAGUCCCCAGGCUAACCGAACCUAUGUUAGGACGGAGACGGCUGAGGAUGAACGUAAAAUUCUUCUGGACAGUGUUCAGUUAAAGGAUCUGUGGAAAAAAAUCUGCCAUCACAGCAGCGGGAUGGAAUUUCAGGAUCACCGUUAUUGGUUGAGAACACAUCCCAACUGCAUCGUAGGAAAGGAGUUAGUCAACUGGCUAAUCAGAAAUGGACACAUCGCUACGAGGGCACAAGCUAUAGCAAUUGGACAAGCAAUGGUUGAUGGACGUUGGUUGGAUUGUGUCAGUCAUCAUGACCAGCUUUUCAGGGAUGAGUAUGCGCUGUAUAGACCACUGCAGAGUACGGAAUUUUCUGAAACACCUUCUCCAGACAGCGACUCGGUGAACUCUGUGGAAGGACACUCUGAACCGUCCUGGUUUAAAGACAUCAAGUUUGAUGACAGUGACACAGAACAGAUUGCUGAAGAAGGGGACGACAAUUUGGCUAAUUCUGCCAGCCCUAGCAAGCGCACCUCAGUCAGCAGUUUCCAGUCCACAGUGGACAGUGACUCAGCCGCUUCCAUCAGCCUGAACGUGGAGCUGGACAACGUGAACUUCCAUAUCAAGAAGCCCUCCAAGUACCCACAUGUGCCCCCUCACCCUGCUGACCAAAAAGAGUAUUUGGUUUCUGACACUGGAGGACAACAGCUCUCAAUAAGUGAUGCCUUCAUCAAAGAAUCCUUAUUUAAUCGACGAGUAGAGGAAAAAUCCAAAGAGUUGCCUUUCACCCCUUUGGGCUGGCAUCAUAACAACCUGGAGCUCUUGCGGGAGGAGAAUGAGGAGAAGCAAGCCAUGGAAAGGCUGCUUUCAGCUAAUCAUAACCACAUGAUGGCACUACUCCAGCAGUUGCUUCAUAACGAGUCAUUGUCAUCAUCUUGGAGGGACAUCAUUGUGUCACUGGUUUGCCAGGUUGUUCAGACAGUCCGACCUGAUGUCAAGCACCAGGACGAUGACAUGGAUAUCCGCCAGUUUGUCCACAUCAAGAAGAUCCCUGGUGGAAAGAAAUUUGAUUCUGUGGUUGUCAAUGGCUUUGUUUGUACCAAGAACAUUGCACAUAAAAAGAUGAAUUCUUGUAUUAAAAACCCCAAAAUCCUUCUGUUGAAGUGUUCCAUUGAGUAUCUCUAUAGAGAAGAAACUAAGUUUACUUGCAUUGAUCCUAUUGUGCUUCAGGAAAGAGAAUUCUUGAAGAAUUAUGUUCAACGGAUAGUUGAUGUUCGACCCACAUUGGUUCUAGUUGAGAAAACAGUGUCUCGGAUCGCUCAGGACAUGUUACUGGAACAUGGCAUUACUCUGGUCAUUAAUGUCAAGUCACAAGUUUUAGAACGAAUCAGUCGAAUGACCCAAGGUGAUUUAGUGGUGUCCAUGGACCAGCUGCUCACUAAACCACACCUGGGCACUUGCCACAAAUUUUAUAUGCAGAUAUUUCAGUUACCUAAUGAACAAACCAAAACACUGAUGUUUUUUGAAGGCUGCCCACAGCACCUAGGGUGUACAAUCAAGCUCAGAGGAGGCUCCGAUUAUGAGCUGGCUCGAGUUAAGGAGAUCCUGAUAUUUAUGAUCUGUGUAGCUUAUCAUUCUCAACUGGAGAUCUCCUUUCUCAUGGAUGAAUUUGCUAUGCCUCCAACAUUAAUGCAAAGCCCUUCAUUCCAUUCUCUGACUGAGGGACGUGGGGAUGAGGGAGGGCCUCAGGAGCAGUUCGGUGGCAGCUCUCUGCCCCAGGACCCAGAGUGCCCUCCUGACUCUCUGUCUUCUGAUGAUAGCACUUUGUUGGAAUCAAGGACUGUGCUUGAAAAGGGUGAGCCGGACAGUAAAAGUGUUACCCAGGCGGUUGCCUCUUUGAAGCAUCAAGAUUAUACGACACCCACGUGCCCAGCAGGUAUUCCGUGUGCUCUCUUUGCAUUGGUACCUGAAUCGUUGUUGCCUCUUCAUAUGGAUCAACAGGAUGCUGUAGGAAAUGAAGAGCCAGAGCCAUUGCAGCAAACAGAGGAGCAGCAGGAUCCCAAGAGCCAGAUGAGAGCCUUCAGAGACCCUCUACAGGACGACACUGGAAUGUACGUUACUGAGGAAGUCACCUCCUCGGAAGAUACACGAAAGACUUACUCUCUCACAUUUAAACAGGAAUUAAAAGAUGUGAUCCUCUGCAUCUCUCCAGUUAUUACGUUCCGGGAACCCUUCCUUUUAACUGAAAAGGGGAUGAGGUGCUCAACUCGGGAUUAUUUUCCAGAGCAGAUUUACUGGUCUCCUCUCCUCAAUAAAGAGGUGAAGGAAAUGGAGAUGAGGAGGAAGAAACAGCUGCUCAGAGAUCUCUCUGGACUUCAGGGCAUGAAUGGCAGUGUUCAGGCCAAGUCUAUUCAAGUUUUACCCUCACAUGAGCUAGUGAGCACCCGGAUUGCUGAACAUCUGGGUGACAGCCAGAGCUUGGGUAGAAUGCUGGCUGAUUAUCGAGCUAGAGGAGGAAGAAUUCAGUCAAAACAUUUGGACCCUUUCGUCCAUUCAAAAGAUGCAUCGUGUACUUUAAGUGGCAAAUCGGGAAACAAAACGGAAUGUGAUGAAGAGAGGGGGUUGAUUCCAAGUGAUGCCUUAUGGUCAACGAAGGUGGACUGUCUGAACCCUGCGAACCACCAGAGGCUCUGUGUGCUCUUCAGCAGCUCCUCUGCCCAGUCCAGCAACGCCCCCAGUGCCUGUGUCAGCCCCUGGAUUGUAACAAUGGAAUUUUAUGGAAAGAAUGAUCUCACACUGGGAAUAUUUUUAGAAAGAUACUGUUUCAGGUCGUCUUACCAGUGUCCUAGCAUGUUCUGUGAUACCCCCAUGGUGCAUCACAUUCGACGCUUUGUUCAUGGCCAAGGCUGUGUGCAGAUAAUCCUGAAGGAGCUGGAUUCUCCAGUGCCUGGAUAUCAACAUACAAUUCUCACAUAUUCCUGGUGCAGAAUCUGCAAACAAGUAACACCAGUUGUUGCUCUUUCAAAUGAAUCCUGGUCUAUGUCAUUUGCAAAGUACCUUGAACUUCGGUUUUAUGGGCACCAGUACACACGCAGAGCCAAUGCUGAGCCGUGUGGUCACUCUAUCCACCAUGAUUAUCACCAGUAUUUCUCUUAUAACCAGAUGGUGGCAUCUUUCAGCUACUCUCCUAUUCGACUUCUUGAGGUAUGUGUUCCACUACCAAAAAUAUUCAUCAAGCGUCAAGCCCCAUUGAAAGUGUCCCUUCUCCAGGACCUCAAGGACUUUUUUCAGAAAGUUUCACAGGUAUACCUAGCUGUUGAUGAAAGACUUGCAUCCUUGAAAACGGAUACAUUUAGCAAAACAAGAGAAGAAAAAAUGGAAGAUAUCUUUGCACAAAAAGAGAUGGAGGAGGGUGAGUUCAAGAACUGGACUGAGAAGAUGCAAGCCAGACUCCUGUCCUCCUCUGUGGAUACCCCUCAGCAACUGCAGUCCGUCUUUGAGUCGCUCAUUGCCAAGAAGCAAAGUCUCUGUGAGGUGCUGCAAGCGUGGAACAGCAGGUUGCAGGACCUUUUCCAGCAGGAAAAAGGUAGAAAGAGGCCUUCGGUUCCUCCCAGUCCUGGGAGACUGAGACAAGGAGAGGAAAGCAAGAUAAGUGCAAUGGACACAUCUCCAAGGAAUAUUUCUCCAGGACUUCACAAUGGAGAAAAAGAGGAUCGCUUCUUGACAACCCUGUCCAGCCAGAGCUCCACAAGCUCUACCCAUCUCCAGUUGCCCACUCCUCCUGAGGCCCUGGCCGAGCAGUCGAUGGGAGGGCCCUCUGACCUCGAUACAGCCAGUGGCUCUGAAGAUGUAUUUGAUGGGCAUUUGCUGGGAUCCACAGACAGCCAGGUGAAGGAAAAGUCAACCAUGAAAGCCAUCUUUGCUAAUUUGCUUCCAGGAAACAGCUAUAAUCCCAUUCCAUUUCCUUUUGAUCCAGAUAAACACUAUUUAAUGUAUGAACACGAACGGGUGCCCAUUGCUGUCUGUGAGAAAGAGCCCAGCUCCAUCAUUGCUUUUGCACUCAGUUGUAAAGAAUACCGAAAUGCCUUAGAGGAAUUGUCCAAAGCAACUCUGUGGAGCAGUGCUGAAGAAGGGCUUCCAACAAAUAGUGCUUUAGAUAACAGACCGAAGAGUAGCAGCCCAAUUAGAUUACCUGAAAUCAGUGGAGGACAGACAAACCGUACAGUAGACGGAGAACCUCAGCCAACUAAAAAGGCUUCAGGAAUGUUGUCCUUCUUCAGAGGAACGUCAGGGAAGAGCCCUGAUCUCUCUUCUCAGAAGAGGGAGACCUUACGUGGGGCCGACAGUGCUUACUACCAGGUCGGGCAGACCGGGAAAGAGGGGACGGAGGGCCAAGGCCUGGAACCUCAAGAUGAGGUAGAUGGAGGAGAUACUCAGAAGAAACAACUCACAAAUCCUCAUGUGGAACUUCAAUUUUCAGAUGCAAAUGCCAAGUUUUACUGUCGCCUGUACUACGCGGGAGAGUUCCAUAAGAUGCGUGAAGUGGUUCUGGGCAGCAGUGAAGAAGAUUUCAUCCGCUCGCUCUCGCACUCGUCACCCUGGCAGGCCCGGGGAGGCAAGUCAGGAGCUGCUUUCUACGCCACAGAAGAUGAUAGAUUCAUUUUGAAGCAAAUGCCUCGUCUGGAAGUCCAGUCUUUCCUUGACUUUGCACCACACUACUUCAAUUAUAUCACAAAUGCUGUUCAACAGAAGAGGCCCACUGCUUUGGCCAAAAUUCUUGGAGUUUACAGAAUUGGUUAUAAGAACUCUCAAAACAACACUGAGAAGAAGUUAGAUCUCCUUGUCAUGGAAAAUCUUUUCUAUGGGAGAAAAAUGGCGCAGGUUUUUGAUUUAAAAGGUUCACUUAGGAAUCGAAAUGUAAAAACUGACACUGGAAAAGAGAGUUGUGAUGUAGUUCUGCUGGAUGAAAACCUCCUAAAGAUGGUUCGUGACAACCCUCUGUAUAUUCGUUCCCAUUCCAAAUCUGUGCUGAGAACCUCCAUCCAUAGUGACGCCCAUUUCCUUUCGAGCCACCUCAUUAUAGACUAUUCUUUGCUGGUUGGUCGAGAUGACACUAGCAAUGAGCUGGUAGUUGGAAUCAUAGAUUAUAUUCGAACAUUUACUUGGGACAAAAAGCUCGAGAUGGUUGUGAAGUCAACAGGAAUUUUAGGAGGACAAGGUAAAAUGCCAACUGUGGUCUCUCCAGAGUUGUAUAGGACUAGAUUUUGUGAAGCAAUGGACAAGUAUUUCCUGAUGGUGCCAGACCACUGGACAGGGUUGGAUCUGAAUUGCUGAAAUCAUGCAUAUGAUUUGAAAUAGACCAUGAAGGAAAGCAUAUCUGAGGAAGAGACCCAAACUAUAUGUUGAUAUACCACUGAACACAAAAGCCUUUCAGUUCUGUGACUAUCUAUAACUGCAGGGUAAAAGCUCCAUGGAUUGUGCAUUGCUUCUGUUACUUGAAAUUAGCUGCCUGUAAGCCAGGAAAUUGUACAAGUUAAAUACAGCUUCUUUCCAAGGGACUGUGGUUAGAGAUGAGUAUAUAGGAUAAGAAAUUGAGUUGUCAUAUUUACUAACUCAGUUGCUUGAAGAGUAAAGCUCUGUCUGCUAGACUAUGACUGUUUGGUAGACUGUGACUGACUGGUGAAUUUGGCUGUCUGGUAGACUGUGACUGUCUGGUAGAUUAUGGCUGUCUGGUAGACUGUGACUGUCUGGUAGAUUGUGGCUGUCUGGUAGACUGUGACUGUCUGGUAGAUGGUGGCUGUCUGGUAGACUGUGGCUGUCUGGUAGAUGGUGGCUGUCUGGUAGAUUGUGACUGUCUGGCAGAUUGUGGCUGUCUGGUAGAUUGUGACUAUCUAAUAGAUUGUGACUGUCUGGUAGAUUGUGACUGUCUAAUGGAUUGUGACUAAUAGAUUGUGACUGUCAGGUAGACUGUGACUAGUAGACUGACUGACUGUCUGGUAAAUUGUGACUAAUAGAUUGAUAGAUUGUGGCUGUCUGAUAGAUUGUGGCUGUCUGAUAGAUUGUGGCUGUCUGGUAGACUGUGACUGCCUGACAUCACAUUUGACACUUUUUCCCUGAGAAGGCACCUACAGACUUGCUUAGUUCAUUUUAUGUUUCCUGUGUAGUAACUUUAUGUUUGUUCGUAUAAUUUCUGAAACAUUUAGGAAAAUUCUGAUUUAUUCUGUUAAUUGCCAGUUAAACAGAUUAGUGCUUGCUUUAUUAGGAAUUUGACUUAAACUGGGAAUCCUGUCAUACUCUGUAUUCUCCAGCUUACCUUACAGUUUUUAACUGUGUUUGAGACUUUACCAUUCUCUCUUCUGCGGGUGAUUGGAGCCGACAACCAUUAGCUUUCAAGCCUUCCUUAGAACAUUUUAAGGAGCUUGUUUAAAACUUCCGUGUAAUGAGCCAAGCAGCACUUAACUUACAUGUGCGUUUGUAUUCUGGAUUUUCCUCUUAUUUUGGUGAAACAAAAUGAGCAGUAAAUGAAUUGGUAGUCACCGAAUCCCUAAGUGAAUAAUUAAUAAUGAAGGAUUUUUUAACAGUAAAAGAUAGAUUAGACCCAAUCCAAGAAACUGAGUGAGAAGGAACAAUUGUUUUCUGUUUUUUAUAGUGGUAAAGUAUCUCUCAACACUACUAGCAGGUUAAUGGGAUCUGUAAAGUCAGUGUGGAUAUUCCUAUUUCUAAGUUUCUACCACACUGACCAGUGCUGCUGAGAAAUGCUGAGAGGUAAAGUUAUUUCCCCCUAAGGACUUUGUUUACUAGUCAGCAAUCUCGUCUAAAAAGUGGCCAGAGGUCCUGAACUGGAGGAGAUGCUUUUACCCCAGGAUCUCUGAACAUUUCCUCUUGGCUUUUGUGUAACAAGGAUAUUUGGAUGUUUAUACAGUUGUAAUGAUUCCAUUUUUUCCAGACUUCCUCUAAUAGCACAUCAAUAUUCACAGAAAAAAAGAGGCUGGAUAUGUUCUGCUACGUGGCAUAGUCUGCACCCGAACUAGGCACAAGUUUGGCAUGUGUGCCAUGGAGAAUGAGGUAGUAGUUAGCUGUCUGUUGCUUAGUGAGAGGUAACUAGUUUUGAACUCAUUGCCAGUUGACCAAGGGCUUAGGUCUGCCUGAUGUUGAGCCUCAGCCUCCUCAUCAGCCUUGCAUCUGUGCCUUGUGAAGGAGCAAAUGCUGAAGAGUCCAGUUGUGACGUGAAAGGUGCAGACGGGAAGAUUGCAUGAACACUUAACGUUCUGUGCAUCCAGAAACAAAAGCUUUCAAGUCAGCUUGGGAAUGCCAGCUGUUUUGUGUUUGUUCAUUCUUUCUGGCCGGUUAGCUAGGGCUGUAUGUCCUCCUCACUUCCCGUGGGACUAGAGUGAUGCCUUUCCCUGCUGUGUAUGGGUUGUUUCUGUUUUCCUUGUUGGUUUCAGAACAGUGCUCAUAGCUGAGCUCCAGGGCAGUAACCCCUGACGGUAACAUGGUGUGGCCAUUCUCUCUUGCCCCUGUCUUGAAAAGCAAUUUUGCUUUUUAAAGUAUUGUUGCCUCUGGUAUUUUAGUAACUAAACUUUCUGAAACAAGAGUUAUUGCUUUGAAAUCUCAACUUGUCCUUUUAAAAUUAAUGUCAAGCUGGUGUUAAUGAAGGGGAAAUGCACAAGUGAACUGUUUACAAGAUCCAAGUGUGACUCCUGGCUGCUUGCAUUUAGCCACUACCAUGUAUAUGUUUGUAUAUAUAGUAUUUCUAAUGCUUUGAAUUGAAUGGCUCUUGUCCUCUUAAACUUCCUUUCAUGGCCUAAAGAAUAUUAAUGUUGAAAAAUUGUGAAUAAGGAAGAAGUCUCAUGCUCAGAAUAUGAAUUCCAAAGUAACUGAUAGUAACAUGAGAGAAUUAUGUCAACAUGUUGCUUUGUAUAUGAAUCUUAUUUAUAAAUAUGAAGCUUUCUGAUGACAUAAAAUUUUGUUUAAAAAAACCAGAAGACUUAAUUUUCCUAUCUGCCUGAGGGGAGAAAGGAGAGCUCAGCCAUGGUGAGCCCUUUUGUAGUCUCCUGAGUACUUGCUCUUCUCAAGCUUUCCUACAGAGUGUCUGGGCAGUGGAUUUCUAGCUUUGGCCUCUGUCUAAAUAAUAGGGUCAUUCAUACCGGCAUCGGUGUGGGCGACAGCUUUAUGGCUGGGGUUUCCUGGCACAUUAGCCAUUAGCAGUGGGCUUCUUGGAAAUGCCAGGGAGAGUUACCAGCCUGCAGAAAGUUAGCCGAGUUUCCGGUGUGAAAACGUUGCCAGUGAGCCUGGGGAAGCCUGACCAGGACAUUCAUGCUCUCAAUGUGACUUCUGCAGUAUUCAAAACAUCUAGUGCAAUGCCUUUGGGUUUUUUUUUUUUUUUUUUUUUUUUUGGAUUGUUUUUGUAAUGGGUGCAGUGUAUUAUAGAAAAAAAUGAAAAUUAUAAGCACGAGCAGUUUUGUUAAUGCUGCUUUGUCAGUUUUGUAAAAAAAUGUACAUAAUGUCUUUCAACAGGUUUUAAACUAGAAGAAAUAACAUUGUAAAUCACAGUAGCCUCCUGAUUUAAUAUGAAAAACUCAAUAUUAAAAGUACUUAAUGUAUUGAAAUGUAUAUAUUUCUCUAACUUUGUUCCAGCUGUUUUAUAUGAUUGACAUGUUAUUUAAAGAUAACUACCCUAGCCUUUUAGAGACUUGUACUGUAAAUAAAGAGGACCUACAAUAAACUGGAAUUUACUUACUCUA